ACACAGCAUCAUUGAAAGCAGCUAUCAACACCAUGAAUGGGGGAAGCUUGGCUCAGCUUAAUGUGAUGGCUGGUGUGAUGAGAACAUCUGUGGCUGGAAUUGAUCAGGCAGAACAAGCAGCAAAAACUGUGGAUAUGGAAGCCAGAGAUGCUACUAUGACUUUGUUGCAGACCAUGACAAACAGCCUGAGUAGUGUAGAGGUGCCUUCUCCACAGGACCUAGUGCCUCUCCUCUCAUCAUCUCUCAGUGCCAUGAGUUCCAUCAUGAAUGGUGUGAGAAGAAUUAUUGAAGGGGAAAAUAUCACCAACGCUCCACCAACAGAUGUGGAAGCAGCAGACAACUGGGACUAUGAGGUUGAUAUUGGUGAUGAUGUGAAUCUUGAAAUUCCAAUUAGUUCAACUGUAAUGCGGCAGAAGAAUGUUAUUGACACUACAAUCAGCAGAGCAAAAGAACAGGUUAAUCAGAUGAUGGAUAUACUGGCAACAUUGGUUCAGGAAGUACGGGAUCGCACUGUGGAUGGGGAGACUGUGGUGGCUGAAGCUCCUAAUGGUGCUUCUAUGAGGGUGGCAAAAAUGUCAGAAUCUGUGCUGUUGGAUGGAAUGAAGGUGGAGAUGGCAAAGGGAGGUGGAACUGCUAAACUUCCUCCAGGGUUCUGUCCAUCUAGUUUUCAGAACAAGGAAGGCUGCAAUAAGAGCUUCUCCCUCACAGCCAUUGAGUGGCCAGGCAUCACUCAUUCUUAUGUACCCACCUCAGAUGAGCUUUCCCCAAAUACUCGGAUUGUCAGUCUUGACAUAUUCCUGGAAGGGCAUGUGGUGAGUGCAUCAGGUGUGCAGGAAGGAAUCUUCAUUGAAAUUCCAAGAAACUCGAUGGAACUGCCUGAGCCGGUACUGGUGACAGAAAACGAAGCACUUGAGACAAUGGGCCACCACCCCCUUGUCUACCACACUUUUAACGUGACAAAUAAAAAUGCAGCCGUUAACAUUGAAGUCUCAGUUAAUGGCAGUCGAGCAUCUCGAUUAGUGAUACUACUGGGUUAUGAUUACUUGCCAACACCUGCACGCUUUGAGCUGCUGAGUCAGGUGACAACCAUUCCAACCAAUGACAAGGGUGUUCAUGAUUUGCUUCUGACUGGUGACAUCAUUAAGAGUCGCACCGGGCGUUUCUUCGUGGCCAUGGGAUUAGUAAAGGAAGGAGUGGAUGCAGCAGCACUCCAUGCAAACACCACCAUCCUUACUUAUGACAUGUUGGAGCGGAAAAUGGAAGAUUACUCAUUAAGAAUAUUUACUUCUGGGUGCUAUUUCUUCAAUGUAUCAUCAUUAACAUGGUCAUCUGAAGGUUUGGAGGUGGUCAAUGCAACAUAUGAAAGAACAUUAUGUCAGUCAACACAUCUCACAGCCUUUGGUUCCCGCUUCUUCCCAACUCCAAACUCAAUCAGCUUUGAAUUCAUCUUUGCUAAUGCUGGCUUCUUUGACAACACUGCAAUUUACGUCACGCUCGCAGUCACUCUGUUUGUCUUUGUUUGUCUGCUUAUAGUGGCAAGAAUAAAGGACAAACAGGAUGUGAAAAAGCGCGGAGCCACAGCGCUGCCGGACAACAACAUGGAGGACCGCUACCUGUAUGAGAUUGUGGUGUACACUGGCAGUGAUAAGGAUGCCUCCUGUGAAUCCAAAGUGCAGAUCAUUCUUUCAGGUGAGUGUGGAGAGACAGAAGUAAGGACACUGGAGGACAAGAACCGAAAAGUGUUUUGUAGAAAUGGGAUUGACUCAUUUGUGAUGGCUGAACCAAGGCCACUAGGAGACCUGCAGUACCUGAGGGUGUGGCAUGACAACUCUGGUGAGGAGGGCAUGUCAUCCUGGCAGCUGGCCUUCAUCAGUGUUAGGGACCUGCAGACACAGAGCAAGACUCUUUUCAUUGCCAACCGCUGGCUCGCCCUAGAUCGGGAUGAUGGGGAGAUUGAUGUCACUCUCUCAACAUCAAGCAUGGAUGAGCUCACCAACUUUAGCCAUCUGUAUGAGGCCAGCAAACAGCGAGGAAUCAAGGAUCGACACAUUUGGUUUUCUAUGUUUUUUAGGCCUCCCAGGUCUCGGUAUACACGAGUGGAGCGAACGGCAGUGUGUGCAGCAUUUAUCUACCUCUCCAUACUGUGCAGUGCAAUGUGGUAUUCAACUAUCCCAGAUGCACCAAUGGGGGAAGGGUUCUUGAGUAUUGGUCCUUUCUCCCUCACUGCUGAAAAGGCUGUUGUUGGUUUGGCCUCCCUUCUGGUAGUAUACCCAGGGAUCCAGUUCAUCAUCUGGCUAUUCAGAAGAUCAGGUCCACGAGUCCGCCCUUACUCCAGGGCCUUUAGUGCCAGGCACAAGCAAUGUCAGCAGCAGAGAGAAGAGGUUGGUUUGCCGCAAGAGGAGCUGGAGGAACAGACCCGAAUAAGAGACGUUCUUUCCCUUAGCAAUACUGAUGAAAGUCACGGGAGGCCCUUUGUGUUGGGGUGGUGGGGACGUCUCCUGGCCUGGCUGCUGGUGUUGGGAGUGAUUGGUGUCUCAGUCUUCUUUGUGUGGGCAUAUGCUUUGCAGUUUGGUGCUGAGAAGACCAGUCGCUGGCUUACUUCUCUUAUUGUAACAUUCUUGACCUCUAUUCUAGUGGUGGAGCCUCUCAUGGUGGUAUUUGGUGCUGUAGUAGAGGCAUCUUGCUGCAAAAGAAAAAAAUCCUGGCAAGUGGACGUUGAUGAUAUUGACUUUGAUGAGCUGGAACCUGACCUUGAAAUGGAUGAAGAGUGGCAGCAUCUAGAACCUCUGGACCCAACCUACCCAAGAAAAGUCCACAGAAUUCCUGGAAACAAGGACACCUCUAUGUUGGAUGAGCUGCGUGUGAAGCUGAUGAAGGAACGAGAGAUGAAGCUAGUGCUGAGGGAUGUGGGUGCCUACCUGCUGUUUGUGCUUGUGGUGAUGAUCCUUACUUAUGGUGAGAGAGAUGAGUCUUCUUACCACAUGGUAGAAAACUUCAGGAAUGCUUUCAUCAAGGAGGGAGAUCUCAAGUGGGAUUAUAAAAACAAGGUGAAGACUACGGACCACUACUGGCGGUGGCUAAAGGAAGUAAUGCUCAGUGAAUUGAGGGCACAGAAUUGGUACAAUGGGAAGCCACCCUAUGGCCUCAGAGGCUUCCUAGAUGAUCGCCAGAAUAGAAUUAUGGGACAUGCCAUUCUACGGCAAGUUCGCAACAAUAAAAAGUGCAGACCAUCCAAUCAGGUAAAGAUACUUACAAAUGACUGCAGUGGGUGGCGAGGGAUGUUCUUGGAGGACAAUGAGCAUUACUGUGCACACUGGCUCAAGUCUGCUGUCCACACAGGAGCCUGCAGUGUGCCUGAAUUCAAAUACAGCACAGCUGAAGAACUAGAAUCAUUCACUUCAUCAGGACGGCUUGGGAGUUACACAGGAGGAGGCUAUGUGUUGCAUCUGAAGGGUAAAGGUUCAAAGCUGUUAGAGAGACUCAACAAGCUCCAGAACCUGGGAUGGAUUGACAGAUACACAAGAGCUGUCAUGCUUGAGUUCUCUGUCUAUAAUGCAAAUGUUAACUUGUUUGGCAUUGCAACCAUCAUGGCAGAGUUUCACCCUGGGGGAGGCAUCAAACCUUACUGGCGCUUUGACUCCAGUCCAUUCAUUGGCAACUCUAAUGCUUAUGGUAGCUUCAUUCUGCUGAAUGAGUUUGCCUUUGUUGUGGCAACCAUGUUCUUCACCUUCAAGGAGUUUUGGAAGUGUUACAAGAGUGGCCUUGGUGUUUAUUUCAGUAGUUACUGGAAUAUGGCAGAGGUGGUCAUUCUGUUGAUCUCUUAUGCAGCCAUUGCAAUUUAUAUUUUGAGAUAUCUGGAGGUGCAGCGGGUGCUCAAGAUUUUUGACAGAACAUUUGGCAAUGGCUACAUCAGGAUGGAGUAUGCUGCACUGCUGGACCUUUACCUGCUCUAUGCUGUUGGUUUCAUUAUCUUCUUCACUACUGUCAAGUUCAUCAAGCUCUUGCAGUUCAACAAACGCAUGAACCUUUUGGGUCUGACUCUUUCUAAAUGCUGGGAGGAUCUGGAGGUGUUCUUCUUUACCUUUGGUGUUAUUUUCUUUGCUUUUACCACUCUUUUCUUCACCAUAUUCAAUCUUCAGCUGGAGGAAUUUUCAAACUUCAUGGCUUGCCUUCAAAUGAGCUUUGCUAUGAUGCUUGGGAAGUUUGACUUUGAGUCAAUGACACUGGCAAACUAUUUGUCCCCUGUUAUGUUCUUUGUGUUCUCCCUCAGUACCAGUAUGAUACUUAUAAACCUCAUGCUUACCAUCAUUAUCAGGACAUUUACACAGAUCAAGAAUGAACUUAAGGAUAAGCCUAACAAGUACGACAUCCUUGAUUACAUGACUAACAAGACAAUGCUGUUCUUAAACCUCAGGACAGAGAAGACAUUACCUAAUGUUGCCACACCUGUGUUGAAUAAUGAGACCUCUGCUUCCACAGAUACCCCAGCAAGCAAGGAAUUCCCUGAAAAGGUGGACGUCCUUCUUGCUUACAUCAAUGAGAUGUAUUUUAAUGGACAGAUGGAUUUUAAUGAUCCUUACACAAAGAAGUCAAUGAUGGGAAGCAAAUCAGCUAAAUUGUAUGGUAAAUAUGCAGAAAUGAAAUAAGAUUUUGAAAAGAAUUAGAGAAAUUAAUAACUCACAUAUUUCACUCAUAAUAGUUAUCCAGAAAAUAAUUUGGAACAUACACUUUAGAGUUAGAGGUAACCAGAGAAUGAAUGUCUUGAUUUUCAUGGUGUGAAAUUAAGACAAUUUCAGGAUUAAUUGGUGUCUGUUGCAGUGUGCUAAAUGUUUUGAGGUUUAAGUGCUUUUGAUAUGUUGCAAUUAGUUAGAAAAUGAGGAAGAAUUGUUUUCCUGCUGAAUUGUAGCUCAUUAUUUCCAGAUAUUACUACUUACUACUGUGGUCAAUUUCUGUAACAGGUUACAGAACAACAUUACUGUUUGCAUAUGAAGUGUUUGAAUAUUUAAUUGCACAAAAUAGAGAAAAUUGUUACAGGAACAUAAUGCUUAAGAUUAUUAAUUUUUCUUAUCAUCUGCUUUAUGGGAAGAAGGUAACAUGAGGUUUGUGAGGGGAGAGGGUGAAGGAUGGAAGUGAAAGGGUAGUGUGAGGUGUGAGAUAGGGUAGAGGGUGGGGAGGGAAGAAGGGUUGGAAGUAUGUAAGGUGUGAGGGCAAGAAAUGAUGAAGACUGGAGGUGUUUGGGAUGGAGCUUUGAAAAAAUGAAUGGUGAAAGAUUGAAAUAUGAGGAAAGGAAGGCUAAAGAAAUGUGAUGCUUUUUAUGACCCUAUUUUGAUGGUGUGUGUUUGUGUGUUCAGGGUCUGCAUUGUAAGGUGGCUAUGAGUGUAGAUGCAGUAAAGGCAGGUUCACAUGUCCCAAUUUGUAACUGAAAUUGCAAGUCGCUAAAAUAUCGACUGAACCCUUCUAGUCGGUAAAUAUCACACAUAACGACUGGAAAGUAUCGACUAGUUGGUGCCUUGACAGGAAGUGCAUGUAAACAAACAGCUAUUGCCAAACCGUCUUCCUCCAGUGACAAUGCUGAAGCUGUGGUUGCUCUUCUUUUGGCGUA
Molecule: messenger RNA, 5602 nt
Organism: Portunus trituberculatus (swimming crab)
Lineage: Eukaryota; Metazoa; Arthropoda; Malacostraca; Decapoda; Portunidae
Product: polycystic kidney disease protein 1-like 2
Exons: 29
Coding region: 33-4646 (1537 amino acids)
Biological process (GO): detection of mechanical stimulus
Cellular component (GO): membrane
Molecular function (GO): protein binding; calcium channel activity; calcium ion binding
Source: RefSeq, a predicted model, not a curated record